Stegastes partitus (bicolor damselfish) is the source of this 2320-nucleotide messenger RNA. It is a transcript of the gene noc3l, whose product is annotated as NOC3-like DNA replication regulator. The transcript is spliced from 17 exons. The coding region runs from base 127 to 2130 and encodes 667 amino acids. The record is from RefSeq and is a predicted model, not a curated record. Lineage: Eukaryota; Metazoa; Chordata; Actinopteri; Pomacentridae. Gene Ontology annotation, cellular component: nucleolus. Gene Ontology annotation, biological process: DNA replication initiation. Gene Ontology annotation, molecular function: chromatin binding.
ACUUUGGUCACUGCUUCCGGGUCUCUACUCAACACGCGUGCGGCCAAAACACAGCGACUCUCGUGAACACAGAGACCCGGACAAGUGAUUAAAGUUCGGCUCGGUUCUGCGGAGACACACGGAGCCAUGGCGCCGACUCGGUCGAAGAAGCGCCGGCCGACGUUCCGCCGUCUGCUGAAGACGAGCGGCAUGAAGCUGGAGAACAAACUGAAGAACCGGCAGCUGAAGCAGCAGAACGUCGCCAAGAAGCAGCGCAAAGAGCAGAAGAGGCUGCGACAGGCGGUGAAGGGUGCCGUAGCCGACAUGCCCCGCCCCCUGGAGACGUACUGCAGCCGACCAGGUGAGGAGGAGGAGGAGGAGGAGUUUCUGGAGUCGCUGCCCACUGACAUGAUGGAGGACGAUGACCUGCAGCAGUUGACCUCACUGGCCCAGCGAGCCUCCUUCAUCACCAGAGACCUGUCGUCAUGCGGGCCGGUGCACAGCGGGAAGAGGCGCAGCUCAGAGGUGGUUCGCGGCUACGAGAAGGUUCCCAGAAAGAUGGUGAGAACAGAGGAGAAGGAGGUGAUCCACCUGCUGCCGAUCAAAGACAAGACAGGACUGAUCCCACAGAGCAUCGAGAGAGUUGUAGAAACGAAGCCGGAAGAAGACGAAGAAGACGAAGCAGCAGCCGAACCGGACGAGUCAGACAACGAGAUGGCGCUGCAGAGUUCGGUGCAGCUGACUCCGGCUCAGAGAGAGCGGCUCAGAGCGGAGAAGAUAAACCAGAAGAAGAUGACCAUCGGCAGCCUGGGAUCGGCCAUCGUGUCCGACCCCAUCAGCAGUGUGAAGCGGCUGAAGGAGCUGCGGGGGAUGCUGAUGGAGGCCGACCCUAGUGUGGCCGUGACCAUCAGGAAACUGGUGAUGGUUUCUCUGAUGGAGAUCUUCAAAGACAUCGUUCCCUCCUACAGGAUCCGACCACUGACCGCCGAAGAGAAAACCACCAAGGUGAAGAAGGAAACCCGGCAGCUGCGGGAGUUUGAGGAAGGUUUGGUGAGUCAGUACAAGUUCUACCUGGAGGACCUGGAGCAGACUAUCAAAGACUGGAAGCAGAAGAAGAAGAAGCGCAGCCAGGCGGUGGGCUUCCAGUCGUACCAAGGCCUCGCCGAAGUCGCCAUCCGCUGCCUGUGUGAGCUGCUGCUCGCUCUGCCGCACUUCAACUUCCACAACAACAUCAUCGUGGUGCUGGUACCACUGAUGAACGACCCGGUCCGGAAGAGACACACACACUGCUGUGUAGUAACUUGUUGUUGUUUCAGCUUCGCUCACCUCAUUAACUUGGAAUUCUUUGACGACCUGCUCAACGUGCUGCAGAACCUCAUCCAAUCAGGAGAUCUGACCAAUCAGGAGAGUCUCCACUGCAUCCAGACCGUCUUCACCAUCCUGUCAGGUCAAGGGGACGUCCUGAACAUCGACCCUCUGAACUUCUACUCACAGCUGUACCAGAUGUUGCCCCACCUCCACGCAGGGGCGCCUAAUGAUGAUGUCGCCAUCCUGCUGCGGUGCCUGGACGCCAUGCUGACUCGCCGCAGGAAGCAGGUGACGCUGCAGAGGGCCAUGGCGUUCGUCAAGCGACUGAGCAUGCUCAGUCUGCACGUUCUGCCCAACGCCAGCGUGGGGAUCCUCGCCGCCAACAGGGCCGCCAUGCAUUCCUUCCCAAAGUGCGACUUCCUGCUGGACAACGAGGUUCAGGGCAGCGGCUUCUACCUGCCGGAGCUCGACCAACCAGAGCACUGCAACGCUCAGAACACGGCGCUGUGGGAGCUGCACACGCUGCAGAGACACUACCACCCGGUUGUGCGUCGCUUCGCGGUCCACCUGAGUCUCGGAGCUCCCAGCGACGGUUCCGCGGCGCUCAGUGUGGAUCUGAGCCGCAGGUCUCCGGUGGAACUGUUCCACGACUACAGCGUCAGAGACAUGACCUUUAACCCCCCUGUAGCUCCGCCCGCCUCCAAGAAGAAGGACCACUUCCUGGUGGGGACGUCGCUGCUGGACGCUGAGCUGCAGAGACGAGUGGACGACGUCCUGAACACCACCGAGGACACACAACUGGACUUCACUGCAACACGACCACACAGAACCAGCCAGCAGUGACACCAACACAGCUUCAUGUUGGUUCUGAACUCUGCUCUCUUGUGUGGAUGGUUUCUGGUUCUUUCUGGUCACAGAAUGUUUUUUAUUCCUUGCAGUUGUUUUCGGUGUUUUCGUGUUCAGGUUCUGUUCAUUAACGGAACUCGGGUUCAGUAGAACCCGGUGACAAUAAAAAGAUCCUGGAUAUGUGAAA